Molecule: messenger RNA, 1925 nt
Organism: Vanessa tameamea
Lineage: Eukaryota; Metazoa; Arthropoda; Insecta; Lepidoptera; Nymphalidae
Product: juvenile hormone esterase-like
Exons: 4
Coding region: 18-1598 (526 amino acids)
Molecular function (GO): serine hydrolase activity
Source: RefSeq, a predicted model, not a curated record
UUAAAAUAAUUCUAAAAAUGGCAGUUACAACAAUUGAACAAGGAAAGAUAAAAGGAGUUCUGUGUGACAGUAAAAAUGGCACAUACUAUGCGUUUAAAGGAAUUCCAUAUGCAAAGCCGCCGCUCGGACCAUUAAGAUUCAAGGCUCCGCAACCCCCAGAGUCAUGGAAAGGUAUUCGGGACGCAUCAGAGCAUGGACCUGUGUGCCCUCAAUUUAACGAACGUUUACAAAGUAUCGAGACUGGCAGCGAAGAUUGUCUUUACCUUAAUGUAUAUUCUAAAUCAGUCCGACCCACUUCUCCCAUGCCCGUGAUGGUAUGGAUUCACGGAGGAGCUUAUUACACGGGAUCUGGAAACUCUGAUUUCUAUGGUCCUGAUUUUUUUAUGAAGCAUGACGUUAUCCUGGUAACAUUUAAUUACCGAUUGGAAGUCCUUGGAUUUUUAUGUCUUGAUAAUGAAGAGGUACCUGGUAACGCAGGUUUAAAAGAUCAAGUAGCUGCGCUGCGAUGGGUUAAAGAUAACAUAAGUGCGUUUGGAGGUAAUGCAAAUAACAUUACGAUCUUCGGCUGCAGUGCUGGCGCUGCAUCGGUUUCAUUUCAUUUAAUUUCUAAAAUGAGCAAUGGAUUGUUCAACAAAGCAAUAUGUCAAAGCGGCGUUUGUCUUAAUGACUGGGCCUACAGUAUAUACGGUCUUCAGCGAGCGUUUCAACUAGGAAGAUUGUUAGGUAAAAAUACCGAAGAUACGACAGAGUUAUUGGAAUUCUUAAGAAAUGUCCCAGUGUCUUCAUUAGUCAAUAUUAAAUUGCCCUUGGUCGAAACUUAUCACAGAGAUAUCACGGACAGCAUAUUUUUCGCGCCUGUUAUUGAAAAAUCUGAUCUGAAAGUUGAAAAAUUUAUCACUGAAUCUCCAAUUGAUCUUGUUAAAAGAGGAAGUUUCGCAAAAGUACCUCUAAUUGUUGGGUAUACCUCCGGAGAAGGAAUAGAGUUAGGAAAAAGUUUUCCUGCCACUUUAGAUUUUUUAACAACUUUAGGCGCUGUGGUACCGAGAGAAUUAAAACUAAAAUUCGAUACAGAAAAAUUAAAGGCCGCUGAUGAUAAAAUUCGCAACUUUUAUUUUAAAGGCAAACAACUAAAUGCAGAUAUGAUUAAAGAGGUAGUUAAUUUGGAAACGGACAAGUUGUUCGCGUACAAUGUUACUAGAUUCGCACGUUAUUACAAAUUUUUCACCUCCAUGCCCGUGUAUUUAUAUAAAAUGACGGUUGAAACGGAACGAAAUUUUACUAAAAAAGUAUAUAAAAUGGAAUUUAUACCUGGAGUUUGUCACGCAGACGACCUCCCGUACCUUUUUCACAUUACCUGUUUUGAUAUUCCAUUGACAAAGGAAUCGAAACGUGUUGUAGAACAAUUCGUCCAAUUAUGGUAUAACUUUGCUUCAACGGGAAACCCAACAUCAACAAACGUUGGCGUUGAGUGGAAACAGUUUACGGAUAAAGAACGACAGUGCCUCAUCAUAGACAAGACACUAAAAUGUAUUUUGAAUAUUGAUGCAGAGAAUAUGAAUUUAUGGGAAAAUAUUUUCGAAGAAACUGGAUUGCUUUGAAUUUGUUUUUAAAUCUAAUAAAAUGCUUGUAAUGUAAUAAUGAUUCAAGUGGCAAUAUGAAAACCACGUCUAUUUUUUAUUGACAUAUUAACAAAUUAUUUUAUAUCUUACAUUAUACUUGAAUUAAAAAAAAAUACCCUUUAGUGGAAUAUACUUAUAAUGAACUUAAUACAUUGUAGUUGUUUUAAUAGCUGUUAAAUUGUAUGAUAUUAUAAUGUGUACUGCAAAACCGUAAGAUAAUCUUCAUUAAAUUUGUGAAUAAUUUAUUUCUAUGAUUUUAAGUUAUUCUGUUUUGAAACAAGUAAAUAAAAGUGUUAUACGAAAACA